AUGUUCGCGGGGCUGCCUGAGCUCGGGAUAUCCAACGGCGAGGAUCUUAAAGAAACACUCACCAACUGUACUGAGCCUCUGAAAGCCAUUGAUCAGUUUCAGAUGGAAAAUGGCAUCCUGCUGCCGACCCUCCAGUCUGCUCUUCCCUUCCUCGACCUCCAUGGAACGCCUCGGCUGGAGUUCCACCAGUCUGUCUUUGACGAGCUUCGAGACAAGCUGAUGGAGCGAGUCGCCACCAUUGCAGAGGGCAAGGAGGAGGACAGAUAUGGGAAGCUUGAAGAGCUGCUGGAGAAGAGCUUUCCCCUUGUCAAAAUGCCAUCCAUUCAGCCAGUGGUAAUGCAGGUGCUGAAGCAUCUACCCAAGGUGCCAGAGAAGAAACUGAAGAUGGUGAUGGCUGACAAGGAGUUGUACAAGGUGUGUGCUGUGGAGGUGAAAAGGCAGAUCUGGCAGGACAACCAGGCUCUAUUUGGGGAUGAAGUCUCACCCCUCCUCAAGCAGUACAUUGUGGAGAAGGAAGCAGCUCUGUUCAGCAGCGACCUCUCCAUCCUGCACAAUUUCUUCAGCCCUUCCCCCAAAACACGACGCCAGGGCGAGGUGGUCCUGAAGCUGACACAGAUGAUUGGAAAGAACGUGAAGCUAUACGACAUGGUGCUGCAGUUUUUACGAACACUCUUCCUGCGAACGCGAAAUGUCCACUACUGCACACUGAGAGCAGAGCUGUUGAUGUCUCUUCACGACCUGGACAUCAGCGAGAUCUGCUCUGUGGACCCUUGCCAUAAGUUCACUUGGUGUUUGGACGCUUGCAUCCGUGAGAAGUUUGUGGACGGCAAGCGAGCCAGAGAGCUGCAAGGUUUCCUAGAUGGAGUGAAGAAAGGACAAGAGCAAGUCCUCGGGGACCUGUCCAUGAUCCUGUGUGACCCGUUUGCUUGUAACACCCUGGUCCUGAGUAUCAUGAGGAACCUGCAAGAGCUGCUGAGUCAGGACGCUUUACCCAGGGACAGUCCAGACUUGAUGCUGCUGCUGAGGAUGCUGUCACUUGGUCAAGGGGCGUGGGACAUGAUUGACAGCCAGGUCUUCAAAGAGCCUCGUUUGGAUCUGGAAGUGGUGACCCGCUUCCUGCCUGCCAUGAUGUCAGUGGUUGUUGACGAUCACACCUUAAAUGUAGAACAGAAGCUUCCCAAUGAGGAGAAGAGUUCGUUGUCAUACCCCACCACCCUGCCAGAUGCCUUCAACAGGUAUCUGCAGGAGAACAGAGUGGCCUGUGAAAUGGGUCUCUACUACGUCCUCCACAUCGCCAAACUGAGGAACAAGAACACCUUACAGAGGUUACUACCUGCCCUGGUGGAGACCUACAAUGACAUGGCCUUUGGUGACAUCUUCCUGCACCUGCUGACCGGACACCUCACCCUGCUCUCUGAUGAGUUUGGAUCCGAAGACUUUUGUUCAGUUGUCUUUGAUGGCUUUCUUCUUACUUCUUUUUCCAGUAAAGAGAACGUCCACAGACACACCCUCCGGAUGUUGCUGCAUCUACACCACAAAGUGCUGCCAUCGUACAUGGAAACCUUGAUGAAAACUCUCGAACCUCCAAAGCAGAGCUGCGAGCCAGUGAAGGAGCUGUACACCCAGCUGACGGAGAAGCUGGAUGCACAGAAGAAGAGCCCUCCACCAGCAGAUGAAACUCCAUCUCUGGACCUGGGGCUGCACCCAGUGACUGUCCCCACCACUGCCUCCACCCCAAGCACGCCUCUCUGAGACACAGCAGAAACACAUCAGUGACUGACUGUAAAUGCAGCCACCAGUUUGGCUCGAGAAUUUUCAAAAAGACUGGACAUUUUACAUUGUUGUUUGUCCUAUGGUUUGUUUCAUGGAGAUUUUUCUUUAGUUGUUUAUCCCUGAUAGGCUAUUUCUGCUCUAGUUCAGCAGCCAUCUGUUUUUCUUCAAAGGAAGGUGUUACCUUUCUAAACUUUGGUCUCGCGUUAUUGUCAGAAUAUAAAGAAUCUUAAUAUGUAA
This is a messenger RNA of Perca fluviatilis (European perch), 2010 nucleotides long. RefSeq names its product negative elongation factor complex member B (gene nelfb). The coding region runs from base 1 to 1752 and encodes 583 amino acids. Gene Ontology annotation, biological process: negative regulation of transcription elongation by RNA polymerase II. Gene Ontology annotation, cellular component: NELF complex; nucleus. The record is from RefSeq and is a predicted model, not a curated record. NCBI's taxonomy places the organism in Eukaryota, Metazoa, Chordata, Actinopteri, Perciformes, Percidae. The transcript is spliced from 13 exons.